Messenger RNA from Sporothrix brasiliensis 5110, 786 nucleotides. RefSeq names its product 60S ribosomal protein L6. Gene Ontology annotation, molecular function: structural constituent of ribosome; rRNA binding. Gene Ontology annotation, biological process: translation. The record is from RefSeq and is a predicted model, not a curated record. The coding region runs from base 1 to 786 and encodes 261 amino acids. The transcript has 2 exons. Lineage: Eukaryota; Fungi; Ascomycota; Sordariomycetes; Ophiostomatales; Ophiostomataceae. Gene Ontology annotation, cellular component: mitochondrial large ribosomal subunit; ribosome.
AUGUUUGCGCCGAGUCGGGGGCAGGCGCUCGCGAAAGCGGCCGAGACCGCGGUGGCGGCCGCAGGCUUCGCAGCGACAAGAACAACGGCUGCCCGGCGCGUGGCCCUGCCGGCUGCCGCGGCCGCCUCCCAGCAGUGCACCCGUGCCUUUUCGGCGACGGCAGCGCACAACUCCAAGCUCGGCCGGAUGCCCAUUUCGAUCCCGCCGGGCGUGGAGCUGACGAUUGGCGAGCCGAUUGUGAAGAAGGACCCGACCACAUACCUCAAGAUCCCGCGGAGGACGAUAGCGGUGCGAGGGCCCUUGGGCCAGCUGGAGCUCACGAUGCCGCCAUUCAUCCAAAUCGACCACGACGUGGAGGCACGGCGCAUCUCACUCAACAUUGAGGACCGCCAGGUCACGGAGCAGAAGCAGAUGUGGGGAACCAUGUGGGCACAUAUGAACCGGUACAUUAUCGGUGUGUCGGAAGGCCACACGGCCGUGCUGCGGCUGGUUGGUAUUGGUUACCGUGCGACGGUGGAGGAGCGACCCGAGAAGGAGGCGUACCCGGGGCAGAAGUUUGUGGUGCUCAAGCUGGGCUUCAACCACCCGGUCGAGAUGGGCGUACCCAAGGGCAUUGCGGCCAGCACGCCGCAGCCGACGCGCGUGCUGCUCGAGGGCAUCAACCGUGAGGAGCUCAUGACAUUUGCAGCGAGUAUCCGGCGGUGGCGGAAGCCAGAGCCCUACAAGGGCAAGGGCAUCUUUAUCAACGAAGAGACGAUCAAGCUGAAGCAGAAGAAGAUCAAAUAG